This is a messenger RNA of Micromonas commoda, 465 nucleotides long. RefSeq lists its product with no specific name. Bases 1 to 465 code for a protein of 154 amino acids. Gene Ontology annotation, molecular function: protein binding. The record is from RefSeq and is a predicted model, not a curated record. The transcript has a single exon. NCBI's taxonomy places the organism in Eukaryota, Viridiplantae, Chlorophyta, Mamiellophyceae, Mamiellales, Mamiellaceae.
AUGCGCACGAUGUGGAAGUAUCGUCGACGCAUUUCCGCUGGGCUCCUCGUGGCCUUGUCCUCACGCCCGAAAGCGCCUCCUACGGACUUUGAGGCCAUGGACGACGACGCCUCCUACGCCGCGGUGACCAUGAUCCAGACCAACGUGCGAGCGCACCAGAUCAGGAAGCGCAAGCAGAAGGAACGCGACUCCAACGGCGCGUCCCGCGACGCGCCUCCAACCCCCGUCCACGGGCGCACCGAAGAGACAGCCGCGCGAACCGAGGAACUCGACGGCUGGAAGCGCCGCGCCGCGCGUGCAAUCGCGCUCGUCCUCGCCCUCCUCUUCGUGUACGUGUAUCGCCCCAUGCUUUGGGCGGUCAACGUGCCCUCGAGCCUCCUCGCGGCGAUACAGCGAUGGAUACUCCGCCCCGUCGCUCGACGCCUGGGUUUCGACCUCGCCUGCUGCGGAGGGGCGGUGGGCUGA